AUGAUAGGUCUUUUCCUCGUGGGAGUGACCGUUUUGCAGGUUGUGGUGCUGCUGUUGUCACCUUCUUACAAAGAUCUGUUCCCCUUUUCCAUAUACUACAAGUACGUUUUCAAACCACUUUUGCAAGAUAACCAGCGAUAUCGGUGGAAGUUUUACGUUGUUCCAGGAUUCUACUUUGGUUUGUAUGGAUUUAUUGUACAUCAACUUGGCAAAUUUGUGCUACCAGCUGUGAGUCAGCGGCUAUUCAUAUUUGAAAAAGUUCUGGUCCUUCCUCUGCUGAUCAUUGUAACGCCGCUUUUGGGGUGGCUCAGUAUGGUCGUUGCCCCAUACAACUCGGCGGAUAACCUAACAGCAGUACAAGAAUAUCCCUAUGACUACCUGCUGUAUUAUCCUAAUGUCAAAUGCCGCACAUGUCGAGUGGCCAAGCCUGCACGCUCCCGUCAUUGUAGUCUGUGUGGAGUUUGUGUGCUUGUAGCUGAUCAUCAUUGUAUUUGGGUGAACAAUUGCAUUGGUAAGGGAAAUUACCAAUAUUUUUAUGGUUUCUUGUUUGCGAACACGAUAUCGAUGAUUUACGGCUUUCUGAGAAUGGUACACAUAACCAUAACAAGAGAUGAGGUGACCCAAAAGUAUCCCAAAAGUAUCACCCUCUUCACUAUUCUCUGCGGAAGCUUUGCAGUAAUUUGCGGAGUUUUUACCUUCAUGCAACUUGAUCUCGUGAGAAAUGGUAUGACCACAAAUGAGAAGGACAAGUGGUUUACUCUACACGAUAUUCUCAGGGAGGGCCGAUUAGUCGCUACUCCGGACAAUCGUUGGUUCAUCAAGUCGGUUUCGUCACCGGAAUCAGAAGACACCAUUGACAAUGACGCAAAUCAAUUUUACAGCACGAACCCUUAUGAUCCGGUUCCAAGUUCUUUGGACAACUACAGAGUACUAACAGACACAUCAGAGAUCCUAAACAUAUAUGAUUCAGGCUCAUUAAUGGCUAAUUUCACUAAACUCUGCACGUGA
This is a messenger RNA of Zygotorulaspora mrakii, 1008 nucleotides long. RefSeq names its product palmitoyltransferase SWF1 (gene SWF1). The record is from RefSeq and is a predicted model, not a curated record. Gene Ontology annotation, molecular function: protein-cysteine S-palmitoyltransferase activity. The coding region runs from base 1 to 1008 and encodes 335 amino acids. Gene Ontology annotation, cellular component: Golgi apparatus; endoplasmic reticulum. Gene Ontology annotation, biological process: peptidyl-L-cysteine S-palmitoylation; protein targeting to membrane. The transcript has a single exon. Lineage: Eukaryota; Fungi; Ascomycota; Saccharomycetes; Saccharomycetales; Saccharomycetaceae.